Abrus precatorius (Indian licorice) is the source of this 1722-nucleotide messenger RNA. Its product is annotated as beta-fructofuranosidase, insoluble isoenzyme 1-like. The transcript has 7 exons. Gene Ontology annotation, molecular function: hydrolase activity, hydrolyzing O-glycosyl compounds. NCBI's taxonomy places the organism in Eukaryota, Viridiplantae, Streptophyta, Magnoliopsida, Fabales, Fabaceae. The record is from RefSeq and is a predicted model, not a curated record. The coding region runs from base 1 to 1722 and encodes 573 amino acids. Gene Ontology annotation, biological process: carbohydrate metabolic process.
AUGGCUCUCACAAAUUGCCUCACCGUUAUAGUAGUUUGCUUCCUUUGUAGUGUGAUAUGUAACGACGGCGUUGAAGCGUUUCAUGACAUAUACCCAAAUCUUCAAUCCAUUUCAGUGCGUUCUGUGAGCAAACUUCAUAGAACUGGAUACCAUUUUCAACCUCGCAGGAACUGGAUCAACGAUCCAAAUGCUCCCAUGUACUACAAUGGAAUCUAUCAUAUAUUUUACCAAUACAACCCAAAAGGAGCAGUUUGGGGUAACAUUGUGUGGGGUCACUCAGUAUCGAAGGACCUCAUCAAUUGGAAAGAACUUGAAACCGCCCUUUACCCAUCCAAACCCUUUGACAAAUACGGGUGCUGGUCCGGGUCGGUCACUAUACUGCCGGGUAAAGGACCCGUGAUCCUAUACACUGGAGUUGUUGACAAGCAUAUGAAUGAAGUCCAAUGCUAUGCCAUACCCGAGGAUGCAUCCGACCCGUUUUUAAGAAAAUGGGUUAAGCCCAAUGCCUUUAAUCCAAUUGUGGUGGCAAAACCCGGCAUGAAUGCUAGCGCGUUUCGCGACCCAACCACCGCAUGGUGGAGCAAGGAUGGUAAUUGGAGGAUGUUAAUUGGCGGUAAAAGGAAAAAUAGAGGAGUGGCCCUUUUGUAUAAAAGCAAGGAUUUUUUGAAUUGGAUCCAAGCAAAGCACCCGAUCCACUCAGCUCCAUCAACGGGUUUGUGGGAGUGUCCGGAUUUUUACCCGGUUUCUUUGAAAGGAAAAUAUGGGUUGGACACGUCUGUGAUUGGGAAUAGUGUUAAGCAUGUUCUCAAGAAUAGCCUUGAUUUGACAAGGUAUGAUUAUUAUACGGUUGGAACGUACCUUAGCAAUAAGGAUAGGUAUAUCCCGGAUAACACUUCUGAGGAUGGUUGGGGUGGCCUUAGAUAUGAUUAUGGCAAUUUUUAUGCUUCCAAGUCAUUCUUUGACCCAAGCAAGAAUCGGAGGAUUGUGUGGGCCUGGGCAAACGAAUCAGAUUCCAAAGAGGACGAUGUUAAGAAAGGAUGGGCAGGAAUUCUGGCAAUUCCGAGAACCGUUUGGCUUGAUUCAAGUGGGAGACAGUUGGUGCAAUGGCCUGUUAAAGAAUUAAACAGUCUUAGAGAGAAAGAAGUGAGAAUGAGCAACCAAAAGCUUAAGAAAGGAGAUUAUGUUGAAGUUAAAGGGAUUACCGCUGCCCAGGCUGAUGUGGAAGUUGUCUUCUCAUUCUCAAGCUUGGACAAGGCAGAAACAUUUGAUCCAAGGUGGGUGAAUGCACAGGAUCUGUGUGCACAAAAGGGUUCAAAGGUUCAAGGUGGGGUUGGGCCAUUUGGGCUUUUGACAUUGGCUUCAGAAAAAUUGGAGGAAUUUACUCCUGUGUUCUUCAGAAUUUUCAAAGCUCCAAACAAGCACGUGGUUCUCAUGUGCUCCGAUGCAAGAAGUUCUUCUUUGAAGAGAGAAUUGUACAAGCCAUCAUUUGCAGGCUUUGUAGACGUGGAUUUAACCAAUAAGAAACUUUCUCUUAGGAGUUUGAUUGAUAACUCCGUAGUGGAGAGUUUUGGAGCCGGAGGAAAAACAAACAUCUUGUCUAGGGUUUAUCCAACGCUAGCAGUGAAGAAGAAAGCUCACUUGUUUGUGUUCAACAAUGGUAAAGAGCAAAUCAAAGUGGAAAAGUUGAAAGCGUGGAGCAUGAAAUCUGCUCAUAUAAACUAA